AGCCCAGCCCAGCCCAUCCAAGGCUCCUCAACGGUGGACCAGACACCUCAGCACCAACGCAAAUCCUCACCACUCUCUCCGUCUCGCACCAUCCCCUCGCCGCCGGCGGCGCCGCCGCCGCCAUGCUCCGGCUCCGUCGCGGCGUCCUCACCCAGGUCCUCUCGUCUCUCUCCGCCUCUCCCGUAUCCCCUCUCCACCGCCUCAUCUCCGCCGCCGCGCCCGCCAUCUCCCCAAACCCUAGCUUCCCCGUGGAGGAGUACCUCGUCUCCACCUGCGGCCUCACCCGACCACAGGCCCUCAAGGCCUCCGCCAAGCUCUCCCACCUCAAGUCCCCCGCCAAUCCCGACGCCGUGCUCGCCUUCCUCGCCGGCCUCGGCCUCUCUGACGCCGAUGUCGCCGCCCUCGUCGCCAAGGACCCGCAGUUCCUCUGCGCCAGCGUGGAGAGAACCCUGGCGCCCGUCGUCGCCGGGCUCUCUGGCCUCGGCUUAUCGCGUUCCGACAUCGCGCGCCUCGCCUCGCUCUCCCGGUACAGAUUCCGCUGUAGAUCCAUCGUCUCCAAGCUGCAGUACUACAUGCCUUUCUUUGGGUCCUUUGAGAAUCUCCUCCGAGCCCUCAAGAGGAACUUCUACCUUCACUCGGCUGACCUCGAUGAUGUGGUCAAGCCCAACGUCGCGUUGCUGCAGGAGUGCGGGCUAGGUGCUUGUGAUAUUGUCAAGCUAUGCAUCAGUCAACCAUGGCUUCUCACCGCCAACCUGGAGCGUGUCCAGGCGAUGGUGGAAUGCGCUGAAAACAUAGGUGUGCCCCGUGCUUCUGGGAUGUUCAGGCACGCGCUGCAUGCUGUUGCAUUUCUCAGCGAGGACAAGAUCGCAGCCAGGGUGAAGUACUUGAAGAACACCUUCAGGUGGACGGAUGCUGAGGUAGGCAUGGCUGUUUCUAAGUCUCCAAUGGUGCUGACGAGGUCCAAGGAGUCGCUGCAGCGCAGGUCUGACUUCCUCAUCUCCGAGGUGGGCUUGGAACCGGUGUACAUUGCUCAACGGUCGGAAAUAAUCGGUCACAGCCUAGAGGGCCGGCUCAGGCCCCGGUACUAUGCUGUGAAGUUUCUCAAGGAAAAUGGAUUGCUCAAGCGUGACCCAAACUACAGUACCGUUUUCAAGGUGAGUGAGAAGGCAUUCAGGAAGAAGUUCAUAUUCCCUCACAAGGAGGCUGCACUGGACCUGGCAGAAGACUAUGAUGCCGCUUGCAAGGGGGAACUGCCGACUAAUUUCAGAUUCACAUGAGCCAAGAAAGGACCAUGAUGUAAUUGUCUGCUGGUUGUCCGCUGUUGUAUGUCUGUUAGAUGCUGGGUUGGUCGUUGCUAACUUGUGAUGGAAUUGAUAAUUUGAUCCCUGAAUACUGGUAUGCAAUGCUAUCACUCAGCAGAGAAGAAACCAUUGAUUGGCUAUGAACUUCUCAUGCUCAUUCAUGUUUUAAACACACUUAUUGGAACAAAGUAAGUGUGAGAUCAGGCCAUUCUGCAGUGCAUUAAAAUUUCAGUUUUCAAGUUAGUUGCUGGUGCAUUGAGACAAUGAGCCACAGUAAGGUCUCCUUCAUGUGGGUGGUGCAUUCCUAAUAUUCUACUACUGAUUUUGCAAUUCAUAGUGGAUAAUUGGAGGAUCAAUCUGAUGUCCGUCCCAAAUUUAGAUUCAUAGUGAUCCGUCUUUGUUUCAACUAAUGAAAUACUCCCUCCGUCCCAUAAUGUAAGACGUUUUUUGACACUAGUUACAUUAUGGGACGGAGGGAGUAGAUACGUAUUCAUCCAACUAUGGAAAGUGUUUGGAAGUGAGUUCUCCUCUAGUUGGAUCAGAGGUAACCAUUUCAAGCCAUUGGUCAUAUUGGAAACACCUACUGGGCUGUAGGAUGAAUUUUGGGGGGCUCACGCAUGUACAGAUUAUCUGCUAAAGAGAGAUGGCAUAACUAAACAUCGAGCUCUCACUUGGAGGAGGGUUGGCAACUUGGGAUAAUUUAAGUUUAAGCAACUAAACUUAGGUUUCUCUCUUCAUUUUUAUGCUGGUAAUGUUAUUGAUACAAUGGAGAAGCACUUGCCACUAGUAACUUUACUGACACAAAGAAGCACUAAUUUUGUAUUGUGUGUUUGUGGAUUUUCAUGCUCUGCAUCAUGGCCAUAAAUUAUGUAUUUAUUGUGGAUAGCUUUAGUUUUUUUUAGUUUAUUAUUAUGUUUUGGUCCCGUGGUUAAUUCUUUGUGCCAAGCACCAUCAGGAGGUUCACUAGCAGCUAGUUGGUGUUUCUUCCUUCUUUGUACAUCUUUAGUUUUGCUAAAACUCAGUGGUUAGGUUAUUGCUUUGGUCGGUGUGAUUGUGAAUAUAGGCACCAAACAGUUGGUAUCAUGUACAUCCAUGCUCUGAAUUCAUGGUCUGAAUAUCUGCAGAGGCUGCAGGUUCUUAAUUACUUCCCCCUAGUAUCUUGUUUAUUUGAAAUGCUGUGCAUAAUGUUCUAGCCUUCUGGGGCAGAUUACUUCCAACUCGCCACAUAUUCUGCACUUGAAUUAGUUUUUGCCACCUUGGGUGUUCAUCUGGAGAAGCUAUCAUUGAAGUUCAGUGACGGAUAGUAAAAUUUGUUAUGUGUCUUGAACCAUGUUUGAUCUAAAAACACAAGGAAUUCCAGUACUUUCUUUAACCUCCAAAGUAACUGCGGAAGCGUGCUAGAAUUAGUUUAACUUUUAAUUAUCAAGCAGAUAGGUUGUAGUUGUAAUGGUCUGUUUUUUGUAACAAAGUAAGCAUUUCAGAGCUGGCCGUACUUCAACCUAUCAUACAUCAAGGUUUGCUACGUGUCAUUUUGCCGUGUUGUUAAUGCUCUACUUAUUUUCCUUGUCAAUGCAGGGUUAUGGAAAGGCUCCCGGGGGUAAAAAUUGAUUUUGUUGGAGAAGGACCUUAAAGAUGCAUAUUGUUCAACUGCCAACUAUUUGUUGUUUUCAAGAAUUGGAGCGUGUCCUUGCAGCCAUUGCAUAUCAAUGCAGUCGAAAUAUAGUAGGCAAUCAAGAUGCAUUUUAGUGUAUGUUUUUUUCUUCUGAUAUCUGGAAUAUAGAGAUUAGAUUUUCAGUACCCGGGUGUCUAGGCACCCGGUUAUCACCACCAUCCAUUCAGGAAACAGCUGCUCGGGAUCUGGACCUGACCCUGCACCACUGGUUGUAUUAGCAGGUCUAGGAUUUCUUUAAGCGGUGGAGACUACAAAUAUUUUACACGACACUGGGCCUAUUCUCGUACUGCGACGGAAUGCAUGAGCGGGACAGCGGAACAUGCAUCGAUGUUACUAUACCUCUUUUCUAUCUCCUCUCUCUCAUGGCCUCUCUCUUCUGGCAUUUAUCACUGUCACACACGUCUCACAAAACGAAAACACUCCUGACCUUUCUCCUCUCUCUCCUUUCACAACCUGUCUCCUCCCCCAACUCCCGUCACUCUCUCAUGAAAAAAGUUAUUUUCUCUCUCAGCCUCUCUCUCCGCUCCUGCCAUUCCUCUCUCUCACACGGGCUCACUGAAAGAAAAGCCCCUCUCUCUCCUCACCUUUCUCCUCUCUCUCCAGUCAAAAGAAGAACAAAGAAAAAUAUACUAGAAUAGAGGAGAUUGACAUGACGUGAUGAGUGAAAGAGUUGACGAAACAGCUCGCCUUUGCCACAGUAGCCUGUGCAGACAAGCUGGUCGGAAACAGUGGCCAUGAGCCUACGGUGUACCUAGAACCCAGUUAACUAAUGUCUGACUCAUGCUGCAAAUGAGCUGGUCCUUGUCAGACCGACGCACAGAUCUCAGCGGGAAUCGACGAACCAUAAGUGGGUGUCGGGAGUCCCGGGAGCUACCAGACAUUUUCGCUGGAAUAUAUGUUCAAAUUAUAGUAUCUGGAAUAUAUGUUCAGAUUAUAGUAACUGAAAUAUAUGUUAGCUGCAAUUUGCUAAAGGGUGAUAUGCUUAUGAUCUUAUGGAUGGAAGCCCUAGAGUUCAAUUGCCAGGACUUUCGCAAGGUUAGUGUACUGUAGGCGCAGAUCCUUAUUUAAUUUACUAUAUAAGUUGACAUUUUUCUGUGGUCUACAUUUUGCGGAUUGGAGAGUUAGGAUCAGCUGGCCCCGAGUGCAAAGAACUUCAAGAAACAACAAAGAGUUGUUGAUGGAUAAUUCAGCCUGCUUGCUUCUCUGUUUGCCAAUUGUUUGGAGCUACGAGGUGUGCUAAAUCUCUAAAUGCAAAAACUGUAUCACUGGAAAUGUUGCCAUUUAGAGGUGGUGCUGGAAGGAUCAGUGGCGAAGCCAACAUAGAGAAGGAGGCGAUCGUUAUCGCAGCUGAGGGAAGCAAAAGCACGUGGAGGGGCAUUCCUCAGCCUACUGGUACAUGUCAUUCUUCCAGCAAGCGGCGUCAGUUCCAAAAUGAAGAUUUGCUUAAUUGUGAAAGGAUGUUUUGUCUCAAAGUCUAUAUGGUCCAAGAUAUACAAUCAUUUCUCAUAUUA
Triticum aestivum (bread wheat) is the source of this 4484-nucleotide messenger RNA. Its product is annotated as transcription termination factor MTERF4, chloroplastic. Gene Ontology annotation, biological process: regulation of DNA-templated transcription. The transcript is spliced from 4 exons. Lineage: Eukaryota; Viridiplantae; Streptophyta; Magnoliopsida; Poales; Poaceae. Bases 123 to 1277 code for a protein of 384 amino acids. Gene Ontology annotation, molecular function: double-stranded DNA binding. The record is from RefSeq and is a predicted model, not a curated record.